This is a messenger RNA of Mya arenaria, 1023 nucleotides long. Its product is annotated as FMRFamide receptor-like. Gene Ontology annotation, cellular component: plasma membrane. Gene Ontology annotation, molecular function: G protein-coupled receptor activity. Bases 1 to 1023 code for a protein of 340 amino acids. The transcript has a single exon. Gene Ontology annotation, biological process: G protein-coupled receptor signaling pathway. NCBI's taxonomy places the organism in Eukaryota, Metazoa, Mollusca, Bivalvia, Myida, Myidae. The record is from RefSeq and is a predicted model, not a curated record.
AUGUCUGAGAAUAACUAUUCACAUUACGAGAUAUACACAGCUGGAAAUCUCAUAUGGAAGAUCGUCCCACCAAUACUGAUCAUAUUCGGAACUAUAGGGAACAGUCUUUCGAUUAUCGUGCUUACCCGGAAGUCCAUUCGGACGUCAACUACGGCACUGUUUUUAACGGUUCUCGCAUUAUCGGACCUGUUGGUGUUGUAUACCGGACUUCUACGGCAGUGGCUGAUCUAUCUUUUUAAGACGGACGUACGCCAUGUGAGCGUAGUGGGAUGUAAAAUAAAUAUGUGGCUAGUCUACAGUUCUUUAGAUUUUUCCGCAUGGAUUUUAAUAGCAGUAACAAUAGAAAGAGUCAUUUCGGUUUGGUUUCCACACAACGCGAAGACAAUAUGUACGAAGAAAAGUGCUAUGGCUGUUAUCAUAGCUGUUUGCGUGUUACUGUUAGCACUCAACGCACAUAUACUGUAUGGGAUGGGUUUUCAAACAGUUCUCAAAGAAACCGGUCUUCCAGAACUUGGAAAGUGUCUGGAGGUCUACGACGAUUAUCAUUCAUUCUUCAACAAAGUAUGGCCAUGGAUUGAACUUUGUGUGUUUUGUUUAAUUCCAUUUUUUGUGAUUGUUAUUGGUAACAGUUUGAUUUUAUUGAAACUAAUUAAAACCCGACGCAGAACCAAAACCGCGAUUAUGCCUUCUAUAUAUACAGUUGCGCGGGCGAGGGUUGGAGUAUCUGGCGCCUAUGGAAAGCAGUCGUCAAUGACUGCCAUGUUGUUAACGCUGAAUGUGGUGUUCCUGGUAAGCACGAGCCCUGUGAGCAUCUACAACAUCGGCUACCCGCACUGGAUAUCGGGUGCGUCCCCGCACCGAGUGGCAAAGCUUGACUUCUGGUGGGCAGUGGUCAACAUGUUCAUGUACACUAAUAACUCUGUUAACUUCCUUCUAUAUUGUCUCAGUGGAAGCAAAUUUCGGCGAGAGGUUUUUAGAAUAUUUCUCCGAAGACCCAGCUGUGUGGACGCGGAGGGGAAUUAA